AUGCCCCAGAGACCAGCCCAUCGGGCCCAUCCAGUGUCUCCUCUCGCUCUGAGCGCUCGAGCAGCCCAACUUCUGCUUAUCCUUGGAGGUCCGGGCAUCUUACCAUUUCUACAUUGUGUGGACUAUGUGGUGGAGAAUAGCUCACAUGAUCAAAGUGUUCGGGAGACUAUCAAUGGCGAUCUCUUUGCAGGUCGUGGUGCCAUCAAUCGAGCGUUUAUUGAAGAUGGUCUGAAAUCGAAAGCCAUUGACAAAGAGACUUCGGGAAACUUUGGUGACAUUACCACCACGGAAGGAUUCUUGCGAUCCAUCCAGCUUGUCCUCCAGGUCAAGGAAGGGGGGCUGAUCACAGCAGGUCCUCCCUGCGGGAGUUUCAUAUUUUUGAAUAUGUUCACUUCUGGGAGAACAAAGUGGUCACCACUGGGCAACAAGAGAGGCUAUGUGGUGGAAGCGAACGUGAUAACAACACGACUAUGCCUCUUACUCUUAUUGGCAUUUGUUCGAUUGGUGCUGAUAGCAGUGGAGCAACCUCUCAGCACAUUGAUGCAAGAGUUCCCAUAUUUCAAAUGGCUGGCCGGCAUUGUGAAGCACUUCAUUCCAUGGCUCUCAACGUCAUUUAGUAUGGCGAUCUUUGGCCAUGCAAACAUGAAGCCAACGGUGGUAUUUGGAGAUUGUCCUUGGUCCUACCGCUUGUACAAGAAGGUUACACCAGCUAUCCGAAAACGGGUGAAGAAGUCCAAGAAGACUGUUCGCAAAUAUUCCAAAAAUGGCCGAACCAGAGUGAGUGGAAUUGCUUCAGUGCUUCGCAAGUCACAAGUGUACCCGAUUGGGUUUGGGCGUGCAGUCCGAGACCACCAUAUGAAAUGGAUGAAAUCACCGGGCAGCGUGGAGACGAUUCGUCGGGCUCUCUAUCGGCCUGAAGGUGGUUUGAACAUCGACCCAAGCUGGAAGCCCAUGAAGGCCCCAUAUCGGUGGCGUCAUGCUCGUCUCUCAGAGCUGACGGACUUUCUCAAUAGUGAGAAGAAAGCGGGACGUUAUCACCCAUUGAUUCAAGAAGGCCUUGAUUGA
This is a messenger RNA of Cladocopium goreaui, 1065 nucleotides long. NCBI's taxonomy places the organism in Eukaryota, Dinophyceae, Suessiales, Symbiodiniaceae. The record is from the annotation of a GenBank genome assembly.